AUGGAACGUAGAGAGUCGUCUAACACGAAUGAGGUGAAAUACAGAGGAGUACGGACGCGUCCGUGGGGGAAAUAUGCGGCUGAGAUACGCGACUCGGCUAGGCACGGUGCUCGUGUCUGGCUCGGAACGUUUCACACUGCGGAGGAAGCGGCUCGGGCCUACGAUAGAGCCGCUUUCUCCAUGAGAGGAGAAAGAGCCGUUCUCAAUUUCCCUCACGAGUACCCGAUGAUGAGGAAUGGUCCAAGCAGCGGCUACGGGAAUGUGGUGGCGCCUUCGUCGACGGAAUAUGGAGGAGGAGGAGGAGGAGGCGGUGGUAACGGGAAGGAAGUGAUUGAGUUUGAGUAUUUGGACGAUAGUUUAUUGGAGGAGCUUUUAGAUUAUGGAGAGAACUAUAACCAAGACACUUGGAAUGAUGCAAACCGUUAG
This is a messenger RNA of Capsella rubella, 426 nucleotides long. RefSeq names its product ethylene-responsive transcription factor ERF095. Gene Ontology annotation, molecular function: DNA binding; DNA-binding transcription factor activity. The transcript has a single exon. The record is from RefSeq and is a predicted model, not a curated record. Bases 1 to 426 code for a protein of 141 amino acids. Lineage: Eukaryota; Viridiplantae; Streptophyta; Magnoliopsida; Brassicales; Brassicaceae. Gene Ontology annotation, biological process: regulation of DNA-templated transcription; ethylene-activated signaling pathway.